UUAUACUCUUAUUUACACCCAUAUUCAAACUGUAAUAUUGCCGAUAAUAGUUGUUCAAGCUACCGCCUGGCCUUCGAGCCCCUGAACAUGAAUUUUCAAAUCCGUAUUCAGCCCGACAUAUGAAUAUAUUUUAUUAUUAGAUAAUUAUUUUUACUGAAAUUGUAUUUAAAUGGGCUUUAAUGAGAGGGUCGUGACGGCUCUUGGACAAGCAGUUUAUGGUGUCAACAGGCCCGGCCCGGCUCUAAUACGAUUUUUUUUACUUUCCAUUUAUCUCUUCCCUUCUGAAUUGUCUUCAUUUUUCGCCUUUUUUUUUUUUUUUUUUUGUUCUUUGUGCUCCUAACUCUCUGUUUCCGGGGGGAAAGAAACAGAGGUUCCUGAAAGAAAAAAACAAGAACCAAAAAAAAAGGGGGGGAGCAGGGAAAGGGUUAUUCUGGCCGUAGGAUUAGUACUGGUCAACGGCUCUAAUUUGCUUAUUCUUCUCAGGUCCCUCCUCCCUUCAUCUUCCAUCUCACCUCAUUUGUGCGUAAGUAGGUCUCUUUCUUUGUGCGAGAUGGACAAAUUACGGCGCACUGCAGAAUAGCUCGGUUGCCUGUGCUUGGUUGGCUAUUAGAAACCUCUUAUAUUUUGUCUCAAUUGACGAGAUAAGCUGGUUUUGCAUUUGCGAGGCUAUUUAGACAUUCAAAUGCAGUCACCUCCGGGAAAAGCUUUUGUUAUGUUGAAAAGUGAAGCAACUGACUUUGCUGGAUCAAGUUUUGCAAGUCACGUGGAUAGUACUUUCCAGGAAGCUGUAGCUGUUGCUUCUUCUGCUUCAUCAUCUUCAGAUGAUGACUCUCAGGAGACACAAAACGAAGAUGACCUAUAUAAUGGGAAUGCUUCUAAAGAAAUGGUGCUUUAUAAUCCCACUGCUAAUGGUAUUGUUGAUUCCACUCCUCCUGGACCUAUUCAGUGCCAACCUCCAGGUCCAAGAUUAUCAUCAUCAAGAGUAUUGCCAUCUGUUGGGGCUUUCACUGUCCAGUGUGCCAGUUGUUUGAAAUGGAGGCUUAUACCAACAAAGGAAAAGUAUGAAGAAAUACGUGAACAUAUUUUAGAAAAUCCCUUUGUUUGCGAAACAGCUUGUGAAUGGCGGCCUGAUAUCUCAUGUGAUGAUCCAACUGAUAUCUCUCAAGAUGGCAGCCGGCUUUGGGCAAUUGAUAAACCUAACAUUGCUCAGCCUCCUCCAGGCUGGCAAAGGCUACUACGAAUCAGAGGUGAAGGAAGUACCAAAUUUGCAGAUAUCUACUAUCAAGCACCAUCAGGAAAGAGACUGCGCUCAAUGGUGGAGGUGCAAAAGUACUUGAUUGAACAUCCCCAGUAUGCAACGGAAGGGGUGAAUUUGUCUCGAUUUUCCUUUCAGAUUCCUAAGCCUUUACAGGAAGACUAUGUGAGAAAGCGCCCUGCUCAUCGGACUAACUCGCAUGAUAAUGUUAGACCUCUUGAACCUGAUGAAGUGAAUCCGCUAGCUUGGGCUGGACCAGACGACACAGAUUUGCUGCAUGGCCGCCUAGCUCUUCCACCACCUAUUGUUGAAGCCCCUGUUUCUGAUUCAUCUAAUCGGCCAGCAAAGAUGGCUAGGAACACCAUCAGAACAGAUGUACAGAAGUAAUCCAGUGAAUAAUCAACAUGGUGGCAAGGUAGAAAAGCCCGGUCAGUCUAGAAAUGCCAAUUAUUGUCGGUGAGGCUUGGAUCAGAUGUUUUCCCUUUUUUUUUUUUUUUUUGACUAUUUUGUUUUUUGGGUUUAGAAUACUGGCUAAUGUUAUCGAAAGCAUAAUAGUUAAAAGUUUGAUAAUAGGUUUUUU
Molecule: messenger RNA, 1835 nt
Organism: Durio zibethinus
Lineage: Eukaryota; Viridiplantae; Streptophyta; Magnoliopsida; Malvales; Malvaceae
Source: RefSeq, a predicted model, not a curated record